Molecule: messenger RNA, 543 nt
Organism: Lathyrus sativus (Indian pea)
Lineage: Eukaryota; Viridiplantae; Streptophyta; Magnoliopsida; Fabales; Fabaceae
Source: the annotation of a GenBank genome assembly
AUGGGUGGAAGUUCUGUUCUUUCUGUUGAUGAUUGGGAGUUCUCUUCUUCACAUGAUGAUGUUAAGACAUUGGUUUUGCUUGGGCGUACUGGCAAUGGCAAAAGUGCAACGGGUAACAGUAUUCUUGGAAAAAAGGUUUUCAAGUCGAGGGCAAGCUCAUCCGGUGUCACCAUCUCGUGUGAAAUGGAUACAACUGUGAUGAAUGAUGGACAGAUAGUUAAUGUUAUCGACAGUCCAGGAUUGUUUGAUGUUUCUGCCAAAUCUGAGUUUUUUGGGAAAGAAAUAGUCAAGUGCAUUAGUUUAGCUAAGGACGGGAUUCAUGCCAUCAUUCUAGUGUUGUCUGUUAAAACCCGCUUUAGUGUGGAAGAAGAAAAUGCUGUGCGCAGCUUGCAGACAUUGUUUGGAAGCAAAAUUGUUGACUACAUGAUUGUGGUCUUUACCAAUGGAGAUGCUUUGGAAAAUGAUGAGCUGACACUCGACGGUUAUUUAGGCUCCGAAUGUCCAGAGUCUUUAAAGGAACUUAUUUUACUGUGUGAUAAUUGA